AGUCUGAGGAGAAAAACCUGAUGCCUGCGAAACUCCCAAUGUUAUCUAGAGGCAGGAAAGUUCCAAGUCGGUCUCCGAGUUUACUUCCCGAUGUGUCGUUUGAACAGCUUUUAAUGUUCGAACGGUUUUUAAUGUUCGGAAAGUACCGGACUGUUAUUUCGGUACCGAAGGGGGCUUAAAUCGGCCUUCUUAGGGAGGUUGUCAGAACUGUACAAUGCACAUGUUGGCGUCAAACGGAUCCGUAAUGGACCCGCAGUCGGAGUUGGUGAAAAUUAAAGCGCACUACUGCGGGGACAUGUUAAUCACGGACCUGACCACCACGUUAACCUUCGUGGAGCUCUGUGACGAGGUGAGAACCAUGUGCAGUUUCACCAAACAUCAGCCCAUCACGCUCAAGUGGAUUGAUGACGAAGGAGACCCUUGUACCAUCUCAUCUCAAAUGGAGCUGGAGGAAGCGUUUCGUCUUUACAAUCGAACAAAAAGGUCGGGACUGCUGCUACAUGUCUUCCCAAGUAUUCCGGAGCAGCCUGGAAUGUUGUGCCUUGGCGAGGACAAGUCCAUCUAUCGACGCGGAGCCAGAAGAUGGAAGAAAUUCUACCAAGUCAACGGACACCUUUUCCAGGCCAAGCGCUUUAACACGAAAGCCUACUGUGGCCACUGCAGUGAAAGGAUAUGGGGGCUUGGCGGGCAGGGCUACAAGUGUAUCAACUGCAAACUGCUGGUCCAUAAGCGCUGUCACAGACUCCUCCCACAGACCUGCCAAAGGCUUAUGGAUCCAGCCAUGCCAGCACAGGAGCCCCCUUCAGAUGCCAAGAGUGAAGAGGCGGACCUUCCUCAAGAUGACACACAAAACCGGGAUGGAAGACCAUACAUACCACACAACUGCACCGUGGACAAGAUUGAAGAGACGGACGACGGAGAGGACAUGAAGGCGGUGGUGGACGGCAUCGAUGGCAUCAAGCUGUCCCAGGGUCUCCUUCUGGGCCUGGCGGACUUCGACCUGAUCCGGGUGAUCGGGCGUGGCAGUUACGCCAAAGUGCUGCUGGUGCGCCUGAAGAAGAACGAGCAGGUGUACGCCAUGAAGGUGGUGAAGAAGGAGCUGGUCCAUGACGACGAGGAUAUCGACUGGGUGCAGACGGAGAAGCACGUCUUUGAGCAAGCCUCCACAAAUCCAUUUUUAGUGGGCCUCCACUCCUGUUUCCAGACAGAAAGUCGGCUCUUUCUUGUGAUUGAAUAUGUGAAUGGCGGCGACCUCAUGUUUCAUAUGCAGCGCCAAAGAAAACUCCCUGAAGAACAUGCCAGAUUUUAUGCUGCUGAAAUCUGUCUGGCUCUCAACUUCCUGCACGAGAAGGGCAUCAUCUACCGAGACCUGAAGCUGGACAAUGUCCUCCUGGACCAGCAGGGACACAUCAAGCUCACAGACUAUGGCAUGUGUAAGGAGGGGAUCAGACCAGGGGACACCACCAGUACCUUCUGCGGAACGCCCAACUACAUUGCCCCAGAAAUCCUCAGAGGAGAAGACUACGGUUUCAGCGUGGACUGGUGGGCGCUCGGCGUGCUCAUGUUCGAGAUGAUGGCCGGCAGGUCGCCCUUUGACAUCAUCACCGACAAUCCUGACAUGAACACCGAGGAGUACCUCUUUCAAGUUAUUCUGGAGAAGCCCAUUCGCAUCCCAAGGUCUCUGUCGGUGAAAGCUGCCAGCGUGCUCAAGGGCUUUUUGAACAAGGAUCCCAAAGAGCGGCUGGGUUGCCAGGUCCAGACAGGCUUCACGGAUAUCAAGUCGCACACGUUUUUCCGCAGUAUAGAUUGGGAGCAGCUGGAGAAAAAAGAGAUGACUCCGCCCUUCAAACCUCAGAUCUCCGAUGAAUACGGCCUUGAAAACUUUGACACACAAUUUACCAACGAGCCAGUACAACUAACACCUGACGACGAGAGCGUCAUCAAGAGAAUAGACCAGUCGGAGUUCGAGGGCUUCGAGUACAUCAACCCCCUGUUGCUGUCCACCGAAGAGUCGGUAUGAGGAAGAACUCCAGUCCUUCUUUGGCUCGUCCCCCGGUUUGUCCAAGUUCGCCAAAAGCCUCGUUGAGGCGGCGCUGGAGAAGAAGAAGAUGAACUCUGCACUUUCGAGCAAGACAAGUUCCUCCUGCACUACUUGGAUACCAACGUCUUCUCUUCUUGGUAUCGAAAAGUAACAAACAUUCCACUGGAAGAACAUUUUUUACGUGGAUCUCUCGCUGUUUUUGAUCCUAGUUUCCCAUCCACAGAAGGUCCGCCUCCAUCGCUUUUGCCCGUUUCUUGUUGCUUUUUAAGAGCGAGGAGAAUGUAAGAUGAAGUUCUUGCGCCGUCAUGUCCGUAGUCCAUCCAAAUUUUAUCGCCUUUUUUCAACGACAAAAUGUGACGAGGUUUGGUUUUUUUUGGAUGGGAUUUAAAAAAAGUGCCUCGCAGAUCUGAUGAAUGAUGGUUUGUGAUUGCAAGCACAGGAGCGACAUGAGAAAUGUCUUUCAACAAGAGAUGAUUGUCACUCAAAUAUUCACCUCCUUGUAGGAAAUAUUCAUUUCUCUGGACAAGAUUGUUGUUUUUACUUCUUGGA
This is a messenger RNA of Nerophis lumbriciformis (worm pipefish), 2590 nucleotides long. It is a transcript of the gene prkcz, whose product is annotated as protein kinase C, zeta. The record is from RefSeq and is a predicted model, not a curated record. Gene Ontology annotation, molecular function: protein serine/threonine kinase activity; protein binding; ATP binding. Gene Ontology annotation, biological process: protein phosphorylation; establishment or maintenance of cell polarity. NCBI's taxonomy places the organism in Eukaryota, Metazoa, Chordata, Actinopteri, Syngnathiformes, Syngnathidae.